AUGUUUGCCGGGCGAAUACUUUCCAGGACGUGUCUCGGAUACCCCUUACGGACUCCCCUGCCAUGGGGCUCUAUCUUGAACGUCAGACCGCUUUCCAUCACAUCUACCACCCCGCUUGUUUCACUUUCGGUUCAUGCUAGAGGCUCCCCCUAUUUGAUCCCCUCUUUGGUUGGCAUCGUCACUAGAGGCUUCGCCUCCAGGGACUUUUCUUUGAUUGGCACCAUCUCCAGAGGCUAUGCCACGGUUGCCAAACUCACUCGAGACCAGGACCUCGCGGAAGACCCGUACAUACCACCUCCACCAACACCGAAAAGAGGCAAACUCCGCCGUCUCCUCCACCGUUGGGGGUUCACUAUCCGGACUUUUGUCUACAAGAUGGCGCCGAUGUUCAUCAUCGGGUAUCUCUCGCUUGCGGCAAUCAUCUUGUCGUACUGGUUUUUCACCGUGAAGCCGAAACAGGAAUUGUUCCAGCCGUAUGCGACCGAGUGGCCGUUCCGUGUCAAGAUCAGAGUUAUCAGGGGCACGCAGUACGAUGUGGAGGACUACAACUCCACCGGUGCGUUAAAGUGCUGGCUCGAGGCGUUGUCGUUGUUGUACCAGUUCGAGGGUUUGGGUAAGGUUAACAUCCAGGCGCGUUUCUGGGACUCAGUGCCAGUCAUCCCCGACGAGCUUUUAAGAGCCAAGUCUGAUGAAUAUAUUGAUUGCUAUGUGGACUUAUUAGUGCGUUCUGGGAUGGGUUUGAUCAUGGAUGGUGACUCUGAGGAAGGUGAACGCCUCCUCGGUCGUGCCAUGGAGUACGAUGGGUUUGGAAACGCUGAUAUCAAAGCGUAUGUAAAGGCCCGUGAAUUCAAGAAGCGCUUGAACGCCGGUCCUGCGGACCUUCAGGCGUUGAAGAGAGAGAUUGUUGCCAGCAUCAACACCUUGACCGCCGCGUUUGACUACCUUCCGCAGCAGCCGUUAGUCGCGGAGCAAUUGGAAACGACUAAUUUCUCGGCAUACUUGCCGGAAUCUUCGGCCCAGGUUACCUCACUCAACUAUCACCUCCAGGAGCUCGGCCGCAUCUUCACCAUGGAGCGUAACUACACCAAGGCACUCGAGGUGUACUUGACGCUCUACCGCAACCUCAAUCACAAGUUCACGUUGCUCUUCAACCCCGUGCACGUAUCUGACGGGAAGCUCACCUUGGACUAUGGCUCCAUGAAAAAGUUCAACUUCUGCUUGAGCGAUUUCCACAACUUGCGUGUCAGUGAGGAGGAGCUCGCCAUAUUGGAAACCUCCAUCGCCGAGCUUCUCUGGAAGCUUCAUGACGAACGCGCGAUUGUCUGGGCCGACGAUGCCGUGCGCAACAUCCGUCUUAAGCGCCACGAAGGCAGUAGGGGCUACGAGGUGGCCCAGGUUGCGUUCCAGAACGCAUCCGCCAUGUACGAGGCGUUGGGUGUCACUGCCAGGGCCAAGCAAUUGGACGAAGAGAGGAAGGCUAUGCCCUUGAUGACCGAUUUGGACGGCUGUUCUGUCUUGUAUAACAAGAAUCUCGGAAACUUGAAGACCUUCAUGAGAAUGAGAAAGUACUGGGGCAGAUCCUCCAACACCACCGUGGCCUACAUGCACGAUUAG
Babjeviella inositovora NRRL Y-12698 is the source of this 1614-nucleotide messenger RNA. RefSeq lists its product as uncharacterized. The record is from RefSeq and is a predicted model, not a curated record. The transcript has a single exon. Lineage: Eukaryota; Fungi; Ascomycota; Pichiomycetes; Serinales. The coding region runs from base 1 to 1614 and encodes 537 amino acids.